Molecule: messenger RNA, 1473 nt
Organism: Anarrhichthys ocellatus (wolf-eel)
Lineage: Eukaryota; Metazoa; Chordata; Actinopteri; Perciformes; Anarhichadidae
Gene: tefb
Product: TEF transcription factor, PAR bZIP family member b
Exons: 4
Coding region: 333-1466 (377 amino acids)
Biological process (GO): regulation of transcription by RNA polymerase II
Cellular component (GO): nucleus
Molecular function (GO): DNA-binding transcription factor activity, RNA polymerase II-specific; RNA polymerase II cis-regulatory region sequence-specific DNA binding
Source: RefSeq, a predicted model, not a curated record
UGAGAAGCCCAUGGACCACAAUACAGACACGCUGUGCAAUCACAGUCAUACGUUAACAUGGACAGCACUGACAGCCAAUCAGCUUCUACUAUUCUGCGAGUGGGCGGGGCGCUUGGCUCAUGAAUAUCCAACAAGCGCUCUCGGUGGGGACAGAGAACAAGGGGCUUGUGUAUUGUUGUUUUUGCCUCCUAAAAGCGUUGAUAACGGCACUAGUGUUGACAGAAGCGACACCCUGCGUUCCGUUUAUUGCUGUUUCUUACCGGUGAAGGAGGCAGCCCCCCUCGGUACCGUUAAGGACAUCACUCCGGUCUGAUCGGACUUAAGCAGGAACCAUGUCUGGCAAAGCCGAGGUGACAGUGGUGCUUCAGCCCAGCGAUAAGGUCGAUACCACGGCUCCGCAGAAGUCCUUUCCUUUUGUUUUGAAGAAGAUCAUGGACAUCCCUCCUCCUAACAUCCUGGAGGAAGGAGACGACGAAAUAGAGAAGGAGAAGCUGUGCUCCUCUGAGGAUGUGGAGGGAGGCGGGGCUGGAGCAGCCAGUGCUGGUGCAGGUUCUAGAGGAGGAGGAGGAGGCGGUGGGGGGGUAUCGGCCUCCUUAACCCCGGCCAUUUGGGAGAAGACCAUUCCCUACGACGGGGAGACCUUCCACUUGGAGUACAUGGACCUGGACGAGUUCCUCCUGGAGAACGGGAUCCCUGUGACCCUGGAGGAGGCGGAGCUACAGAAGACUCUGGCCUCAGUGGGAUUCAAAGGAAAAUUUGUCCCCAAGGUUACUCCUACAGCUACUACUACUACUACUACUACUGCUGCUGCUGCUGCCGCCCCUGACCUCGCCUCAGCACCAACCCCGUCUAUCUCCUCCACCUCUACGGUCACCUCUGAGCCAGAGGAAGCGGUGACCGUCACUACGUUACAACCAGCGAAGCUAGAGGAGGAGGAGGAAGAAGAGGAGGAGGAGGAGGAGGAGGGGGAGGAAGAAGAAGAAGAAGACGAAGAAGAGGAAUCUUUGUCUGGGGAGACAACAACAGAAGUGGAAGAGAAGAAAACAGAUCGUAACACUCCCUCCCCCAUCGACCCAGAAGCCAUCGAGGUGGACAUUAACUUCCAGCCGGACCCCACGGACCUGGUCCUGUCCAGUGUGCCGGGGGGAGAGCUGUUCAACCCGCGCAAACACAAGUUCUCUGACGAGGAGCUGAAACCGCAGCCUAUGAUCAAGAAAGCCAAGAAAGUGUUUGUUCCUGAUGAGCAGAAGGAUGACAAAUACUGGUCCCGGAGAAAGAAGAACAACGUGGCAGCGAAGCGUUCUCGUGACGCGCGGCGGCUGAAGGAGAACCAGAUCACUGUGCGCGCCUCCUUCCUGGAGCGGGAGAACGCAGCACUGCGUCGGCAAGUGUCUGAGAUGCGGAAGGACUGUGGUCGCUGCAAGAACAUCCUGUCCCGGUACGAGGCGAAGUACGGGCCGCUGUAAAGAACUC